AUGGCUGUUCCUGAGCCAGCGACGGUGACGGUGCAGACUAAGACUUUGUCGACUCCGGCAGCCAAGUCGAACGGAGAAGCAAAGCUUCCAUUGGCUCCCAUUGAACCAGCUUCGAAGUCUCUAGUCAAUGGGAAUGGUGCUGCAGGAAAUGGUCAAUCACUAGCUCCUCCUGCUGAUCUUCAAGUCCCCACUGACCGACCCUCACCCAAGUCUAUCGGAUCAUCCUUCAGUCCUCCUCCGCCAGCUUCCGCAACCCUUUCACCUUCUUCCGGCCCCAAUCUCCCUCGAAAGUCGAGUUUGUCUCGAUCACCCCCUGCGUCGAAAUUCACCCCUGAUCUUCCUGACUCCCUACCUCAUCCGAGUGACCCUCUGCCCGUCAAUCGCAAAAGAAAGACACCAACGGACUUUGGUGAGACGCCAGGAUCUCCCGGUAGAAGUGCGGUGAAAUUCGAGGAUGGAAUCGGACCUGGAGAGGGGAAAGACGGAGAGACCACGAUCAAAAAGCCAAAGAGCAAUCAAAAUGUCAUUGAGAGGACGAUCUGGACCUUUAUCAUGAUUGGGGUCUUCAUCGCUCUCCUCUGCCUCGGCCACCCUUACAUGAUCCUCUUGGUCAUGCUGUGUCAGACUUUGGUAUACAAGGAAGUCACUGCACUGUUUGAUCUCCGUGACGAGGGGACGAAGAGUUUGGAGAAUGAUUUGUGGAGCAAGACUCUGAACUGGUACUUCCUCGUCGUAACCAACUACUUCCUUUACGGCGAAUCGAUCAUUUACUACUUCAAGCACAUUGUCUUUGUAGAUGCGUUCUUCAUUCCCUUUGCACGGAACCACCGGUUCAUCAGCUUCAUGCUGUAUAUGGUCGGUUUCGUCGGAUUUGUUGGCAACCUCCAACGCCAGUAUCUCAGACAACAGUUUGCACUUUUCUGCUGGGUCCAUAUCACUCUGCUCCUGAUCGUCGUCUCGAGCCACUUCAUCGUCAACAACAUUCUCGAAGGACACGUGUGGUUCUUCAUUCCUGCGUCCUUAGUCAUUUGCAACGACGUCAUGGCCUACGUCUGUGGAAAGCUUUUUGGACGAACACCCCUCAUCAAGCUCAGUCCAAAAAAGACAGUGGAGGGAUUCGUCGGAGCUUUUAUCUGCACCCUCAUAUUUGGUCUUCUGUGGGGCACGUUCUUCAUGCGAUUCAAGUACAUGGUCUGCCCAGCGAGAGAUCUCGGCACCAACGUCUUUUCGCACGUCACCUGCAAGCUCAAUCCGGUGUUUGUCUGGCGAGACUACGAGUUCACGGGACCAAUCCGCAACAUUCUCGAGACGAUCCUCGGUCACGCCCCUCCGACCGUGCCUUAUGCGCCGUUCCAGCUUCAUGUUCUGGUCAUGGCCACCUUUGCGUCUCUCGUCGCUCCGUUUGGCGGGUUCUUCGCUUCUGGAUUUAAACGAGCAUUCAACAUCAAAGACUUUGGAGACUCCAUUCCCGGUCACGGAGGCAUGACCGACCGUAUGGAUUGCCAGUUCAUGAUGGGCAUGUUCUCUUACGUCUAUUACUCGUCGCUCAUCCGGAUCCAAUACGUGACUGUCGGAUCGAUCAUGCAGACUGUGGUAACGUCUUUGAGUGCAUCUGAGCAGCUCGAGCUGUUGAAGGAUCUGCGAACUUUCCUUAAAGGUCAAGGUGUGAGGGUGUAA
This is a messenger RNA of Kockovaella imperatae, 1677 nucleotides long. RefSeq names its product cytidylyltransferase family-domain-containing protein. The transcript is spliced from 10 exons. The record is from RefSeq and is a predicted model, not a curated record. The coding region runs from base 1 to 1677 and encodes 558 amino acids. Lineage: Eukaryota; Fungi; Basidiomycota; Tremellomycetes; Tremellales; Cuniculitremaceae. Gene Ontology annotation, cellular component: endoplasmic reticulum membrane. Gene Ontology annotation, molecular function: phosphatidate cytidylyltransferase activity.